AUGUUUCCUGGUGAUCAUAAAGAGUAUCUAAGUUCAGAUUCCAUCUGCCAAUCUGAGAAUGUAACUGACCAUAUUCGACACAAUGUUUACCCCCCCGAUGUUCUAAAUGGUCUUAAAGUUUCAGGAAUGCCGAAUCAUAAGUUGGUUUUAAAAGUUGGUGUUCCUAUCAUGCUGCUACGUAACCUUGAUCAGAAAAACAGUCUGUGCAAUGGUACAAGAUUACAAGUCGUAAAACUUGGUGAUCGGAUUAUUGAAGCAAAAGUGAUUUCUGGUAAUAAUAUUGGUACUAGAACUUUUAUACCAAGGAUCAAUCUUUCCCCCUCUGACAAACGAAUACCUUUCAAGCUUCAAAGAAGGCAAUUCCCGAUAGCUGUGUGUUUUGCAAUGACGAUAAAUAAAAGUCAGGGACAGUCGUUAUCUAAGGUUGGUUUGUUUCUAAAGCAGCCUGUUUUCACUCACGGACAACUAUAUGUUGCAGUUUCAAGAGUCAAAAGCAUGGAUGGUUUAAGGAUGUUAAUAUUAGAUGUUGAGGGGAACGUUACUAAUAAGACUACAAAUGUUGUAUACAAAGAGAUAUUCUCAAAUUUACAGUUUUGA
Molecule: messenger RNA, 597 nt
Organism: Helianthus annuus (common sunflower)
Lineage: Eukaryota; Viridiplantae; Streptophyta; Magnoliopsida; Asterales; Asteraceae
Product: ATP-dependent DNA helicase PIF1-like
Exons: 1
Coding region: 1-597 (198 amino acids)
Source: RefSeq, a predicted model, not a curated record